AUGUCUAAAGAACUACAGUUGAGCCACCAUGGACAUGACGAAAAUGAUGAAUACUGUAAAGUACGCACUAACAUCCAUGAAGAUUAUGAAAAUGAUGAAGAAUGUGACAAACUUUAUACCACAUGUCUGCGUGAAGAAAAGCCCAAAGUCGAUUUCACUGUUUCAAGUGAGAUUAAUAAGAAAUUAUUCAAAAAGAAAACAUGGGAAAGUAAAAGGCGUACUUCAACAAGGCCAAGUGUGGAACUUGCAUCAGCUACUGCUUCAGGAAGCGGCAUCAUAGGCAUGAUUGACACGAUUGACAGACCUGCAGAUGCCAAAGCAGAAGGCACCUAUGCUCGAAGCGGAUCAUAUAAGGAAGCUUUUAAAAACAAACCAGGAAAGAGGAUUCCCAAGGCUGGAGUCUAUGCGGAAGCAGGAGUUGGACGAGCUAGUGCUGAAUACCGUAUAUUUAGGGCAGAAGCCAAAGGCCCAAACGCCUCAGCUGGUGCUGAAGCCACUGUGGCUAGACUCGGGGCCGGAGCAAUGGCUCAGGCUGAGAUUGCCAGUGCGUCAGCUAGUGCCGGUCCACUUGAUGUGAAAUUGGGACUUGGAGUCGACACGGGUGCAUAUAUUGGUUUGGGUGGGGUGGAGGUCAAAAUACUGGGAUGUGGAUUCUCAUUUGGUCGAAAAACCAGUGUAUCUGUUCUGGGUUCAGAACUGUCAUUUUCAUUCUAGUCACACAGGUAUCAAUUACCUUUGAAUAUUUAUGUGUAGCAUUUUACUAUGUCUAAAUUUAUCCUAAAAAUCCAUUUACUGUUUCAGUUUUGACUGCUCCUGCUAGUGGUCGCCACAGCGGAUCGUCUGGACAUCUAUUUGGCGCAGGUUUUCCUGACGCAACCUAGCACUGACAUCCUGAAAACCCAUUAACUAUUACUAAUAUUU
Molecule: messenger RNA, 921 nt
Organism: Sinocyclocheilus rhinocerous
Lineage: Eukaryota; Metazoa; Chordata; Actinopteri; Cypriniformes; Cyprinidae
Exons: 3
Coding region: 1-714 (237 amino acids)
Source: RefSeq, a predicted model, not a curated record